UCAUGUAUAGAUAUACAGGAUUACUGAUGAGUUUGUUCGCUGUUAGUGUGUGUAAGAUAUACAGAGAGGUACCUACAAAAAUUAUUUCUCGGGACUAUUAUGAUGAUACUACUAAAGAAGUUUUGGCAAAACCGCUAGAAAACUUCGAGUCUGUUGAGAUGUCUUCAGAAAAAUCAUCUGAAAAAUUAAUUGAUGCUUCAUAUUGGGAUGAUACUAAUUCUGAAGAGGCUGAUGAGUUAGUUCCAAGAGUGAUGACUUUGCCAUCCAAGAAGAGAAUGUGUAUUUUAUCUCCGGGACGAGAGUAUUGUGUGGAGCAGUUGCAACAAAUAAAUAAUUAAACAAGAGUUUUUGGAU
Messenger RNA from Cydia pomonella (codling moth), 354 nucleotides. RefSeq lists its product as uncharacterized. The transcript is spliced from 3 exons. The record is from RefSeq and is a predicted model, not a curated record. Bases 3 to 338 code for a protein of 111 amino acids. NCBI's taxonomy places the organism in Eukaryota, Metazoa, Arthropoda, Insecta, Lepidoptera, Tortricidae.